AUGGCUGAUUCUUUCGAAAGUACUGAGCCCCUUGAUCUUAUAAAAUCUCUUUUGGACGAGACCAUUGUCGUCAAGUUGCGUGGUGCCAGAGAAAUCAUCGGGAAAUUACAUGCAUACGAUAGUCAUUGUAAUAUGGUGUUGGGUGACGCUACAGAAACAAUAUAUCAGAUCAACGAUUCGACCAAGGAAAUCACCCCAAUAGAGAAAAAACAAUCAGAAAUGAUUUUCGUUAGAGGCGAUUCGGUAAUUUUAUUUUCUUCUCCUGACCUUGAUGGAUGA
Saccharomycopsis crataegensis is the source of this 279-nucleotide messenger RNA. RefSeq names its product U4/U6-U5 snRNP complex subunit LSM3 (gene LSM3). Bases 1 to 279 code for a protein of 92 amino acids. Gene Ontology annotation, biological process: mRNA splicing, via spliceosome; P-body assembly. Gene Ontology annotation, cellular component: P-body; Lsm1-7-Pat1 complex; U6 snRNP. The record is from RefSeq and is a predicted model, not a curated record. Gene Ontology annotation, molecular function: RNA binding. NCBI's taxonomy places the organism in Eukaryota, Fungi, Ascomycota, Saccharomycetes, Ascoideales, Saccharomycopsidaceae. The transcript has 2 exons.